AUGUGGAAGAAGGUGUUCUGGUCAAGCCCAUUACUUCGCAUAGUGAUAGUAGGGAAAACUGGAGUUGGGAAAAGUGCUCUUGGGAACACCAUCCUUGGAAGAAAUGCAUUUGAAUCAUCAAACACAGCGAAUUCGGUUACCAGCACUUGUCAAAUAGAAAAAGUCCAUGGCACAAGGGACAUUUACAUCAUUGACACUCCUGGUUUCUUGGACACCAGCAAAACAAUAGAGAGCAUCAAAAAAGAAUUAGUGAAAUGUAUCCAGGUUUCAGCCCCUGGACCUCACGUCUUCCUGCUGGUGCUGCGGAUUGGCCGUUUCACCCCUGAAGAGCACAAUGCUGUGAGGGGUCUGCAGGAGAUCUUUGGAGAUGAAGCUUCUAAGUACAUGAUUGUGGUGUUCACACAUGGGGAUGCAUUGCGAGAGACGUCCAUAGAAGAGUAUGUACGCACUGGACAUUCUAAACUUCAUAAAGUGAUUGAGUCUUGUGGGGGAAGAUACGUCGUCAUCAACAACAACAAGAAAGACCGAAAUCAAGUCAGGAACCUCAUUGUUAAGAUUGAUGAAAUGGUCUCAGCGAAUGGAGGAAGUUACUUCAGCCAGGAAACGUAUGAAGAAGCAGAACAAAGAAUGACAAGGAAGUGUCAGAGAAUUAUUGCCUUUCAACAAUUACUUUUAAACGAACUAGAGCUACCUCAGGAUGUGCCUUAUCAAACUCAGAAUGAGCUCAGUAAACCUCAGGAAGAGCUUGAUCAAAAUCAGGAUGACCUAGAUCCAACUCAGUAAAGGCUGUCAAUAAAGCAAAGAAGCAACAUAUUCAUUUAUUUACAGCUUCCUA
Astyanax mexicanus (Mexican tetra) is the source of this 835-nucleotide messenger RNA. RefSeq names its product GTPase IMAP family member 9-like. NCBI's taxonomy places the organism in Eukaryota, Metazoa, Chordata, Actinopteri, Characiformes, Acestrorhamphidae. The record is from RefSeq and is a predicted model, not a curated record. The coding region runs from base 1 to 783 and encodes 260 amino acids. Gene Ontology annotation, molecular function: GTP binding. The transcript has 2 exons.